Molecule: messenger RNA, 2070 nt
Organism: Sipha flava (yellow sugarcane aphid)
Lineage: Eukaryota; Metazoa; Arthropoda; Insecta; Hemiptera; Aphididae
Product: glucose dehydrogenase [FAD, quinone]-like
Exons: 2
Coding region: 128-1960 (610 amino acids)
Molecular function (GO): ecdysone oxidase activity; flavin adenine dinucleotide binding
Source: RefSeq, a predicted model, not a curated record
UUGUCACUUGUUUGACUGACACUCGUAUAAAAAGUACGUUCUCGGAUAGGUAAUACUUGUUUACGUUCCUGUGCGUAUAAAUUAAAUCCAACAGGACAUUAGGCGAGCAUACUUUAUCAACAGAACAAUGUUCGUUUGGACCGUUAUGGUAACAGUUUGUUUGACGCUAAACGGACCGUGUUCAUCGUUAAAAUAUCCGAAUGACUACGGGCCGACGUUGUUCGAGGGCGGUCGCAAUAAUGUAACGUUCGACUUCAUAGUGGUGGGUGCCGGUAGCGCGGGUGCGACGGUUGCGGCCCGGCUGAGCGAGGUACCGGAGUGGAACGUUCUGUUGUUGGAGGCCGGCGGCGACCCUCCUGACUACACGGAGAUCCCGGUGAAGUACAGUGAGGCGCUGAAAAGCGAGUACGAUUGGGCGUUUUUCACGGAGCCCGAGCGAAACCGGUUCAAAGGGCUAGAGGACGAGAGGUGUCUGAUAUCCCGGGGUUAUAUGUUGGGCGGCUCGUCGUCCAUGAACGCAAUGAUGUACGUGCGGGGAACGCGGCAAGACUUCAUGGAGUGGGAACGUCUGGGCAAUACCGGAUGGGGUUUCGAUGACGUGCUGCCGUACUUCCUGAAGUCGGAAGACUUCACCGGUCACAAGCGAUCCGAUCCGGGAUCACUACACGGCAUGGGCGGUCCGCUCACGGUCAGCCCGUUCGAGUCCGUGGACCCGCUGCUGCCCGUCGUGUCGGAAGCGUGGCGCCGACUCGGCAUGACCGAAGUGGACGAUCUGAACAGGAUCGCGCCGCCCGUGGUCGGAUACGGUAAAGUGGACGGCACCGUUCGGCACGGUCUCCGGUGCAGUACGCUCAAGGCGUUCCUUGUGCCAGCCGGUCACCGGCCGAAUCUGUUCGUGUCCAAAAACACGCGGGUGACCCGAGUGCUGGUGGACGACCGAGGCGCGGCCAAUGGGGUGGAAUUCUUAACGCCGUGGGGCGAGGCGAGGCACGUGCGCAGCUCACGCGAGGUGAUACUGUCCGCGGGAGUGAUAAUGAGCCCGCAGAUACUCAUGGUGUCCGGCGUGGGGCCCAGGCAGCACCUGCGCGAGCACGGCGUACACGUGGUCAGCGACCUGCCGGUCGGUUACAAUUACCAAGACCACGUGGCAUUUCCGGGGCUCGUGUUCAGCGACCGCAAGCACCGUCCGCAAGCAGAGAUGGCACGCGAGGCCGAGCAGCUGAUCCGGCGCACAGUCAACUUGACAUCCAGCGGCGUGGCCACGCUGGGUAUCACGAACCUGAUGGCGUUCGUGCGGAGCACACGGUACGCGGAGCACGCGGACGUGCAGAUGAUACACAUCCGGGUCCCGUUCAACAGCACCCGGAAGACGUCGGACGGCAGGAGCAAGUUGUCCGGCUUAUUCGGGUUCUCGGACGCCACAGCCGCGCUGUACGACCGGUUGAACACGUUCAGCGACAUGCUGAUGGUGAUACCGGUGAACGUCAACGCACGGAGCGUGGGCCGGAUCACGUUGAGGUCCGCGGACCCGAGGGUGUACCCGAGGAUCUACGCCAAUUACUUGUCGCACGACGACGAGUUCGAGGUGUUGUUGCGUGGCAUCGACUACGUGGUGGAGCUGUCCAGGACCGAGCCGAUUAUCAGCGCGGGCCUGGUGCUCGAACCGAUCGAGUUCCCUGGCUGCCGUCAGCACGUGUGGGCCACCCGGGACUACUGGGCGUGCGCCGUUCGGCACGUGGCCACGUCGUUCUACCACCCGGUGGGCACGUGCAGAAUGGGACCGGACGGCGAUCGGCGAUCCGUCGUCGAUCUGACGCUCAGGGUCAGAGGCGUGCACGGGCUGAGGGUAGUGGACAGCUCGAUCAUGCCCAAGAUUGUUUCGGUGAACACCAACGCGGCGACCAUAAUGAUCGCGGAAAAGGCGUCCGACAUGAUAAAAAAAUGUCACGGCAAGGCUUAAUAACAUAAUAUGGAUCGUCAUCGGAUCACGGCACGUCAAAGAUAACAUAUCAUACCUAGCCGAAAUUUAAUAUACGAACUGCGGGUAACCGAAUGUUCUCUACAAAGCGA